ACGUGUUGUAGAUAAUUCUAUAAUUCAUAUUACAAUAAAACCCCGAUUGACCGCAACCCGAUUUACCGCGCCCCGAUUUACCGCAAUUUAUAUAAUUCAUAUCAUUUUAUAAACGUGGAACGAACUUUUCAACUUUGGAACGACAAGCUUUAGUCAUUUUGAUAUUUGAAACUGUCCCCGAAAAUAUUUUGACUUCUGAAUGAUGGUGCGCUGAGUAUCACAUGACACCUAACUAUGAAUUAAUCUACUCAUGCUGGGGUUAGUGUAACUGUUUUGUGAGAUUUAGUUACAAUAGUUUAUCAGUGAGAUAAUGCCUGGUGAUUCAGGACCUGGUCAGUAGAUAUCAGUGUGUUGAUCUCAGCCACUUUUCGCUACUCAAAUGUUACGUUUGUUGUCUCUGGUAACUCUCUGCUGCUGGUUCGUACCCGUUAUUUCUAGUGAGGCUUGUGAAGAUCUGCUAAUUGAAGGAUGGGCCCCAGGGCAGGAUCUCACAAUACCACAGGGCUACUCUCUUAGAGAUAUCCUGACGGUCAGGGGACAGGUACAGAAAAAGAAGUCCUAUUAUUUCCUCUCGUUUAAAGGACAAUCACGCCGGGCCUUCAUGAAAACUGCAUUGUACAGCAACGGAGUCUUUGGGGUGCUCACUCCGAGUAACAGCAAAGUCUUACAAACAAGAGUUAUAGAUAAGGACAGUAACAAGCUGGUACUGCAGAUGAAGUGCAGCGAGACUGAGACUACUUGCUAUGUCACAAGUCAAGCUAAUCCUACAAUAGUGUCCUUUAACUAUCAGCAGAGCAUGUCAAACAUUCUAUCCUCGAACAAGAUCUUCGUCAGCGAGAAUAUCGCCACAUUCGUAACCCUACAAUCUAUCACAUUCUGUAGAUCUUCAGAGCCAAGAGUUGAAGUUGAGAUGAGACCCUCAGGGCCCGUGACAGAGGGAGGAAUCUACACGCUGAUCUGCAGAGUAACAGGACUUCCGGUACUGUCAGCUACAUGGAGCAAAGGAAGAGAGGAACUGGGGAACGCAGAGACAGAACUAGGGGGGUCUGAAGAGGAACAUACUCUUACACUGACCUACACAAUCCGUGGGCUGAGCUCUGAAGACACAGGUAUCUACAAGUGUAAAGGACAGAGCUUGUUAGUUAGUGAUGAGGGAGUGAGCCGUGAGGUGAAUGUAGUGUUAUCUGAACAGCAGGAUAUAGGUGAUAUUCAGGACAAUAAUUCUGGUGAUGAGAGUACUGGAACAGAUGACUCUGAAGGUGAUGACUCUGAAGGUGAUGACUCUGAAGGUGAUGACUCUGAAGGUAAUGAAUCUGAAGGUGGUGACUCUAAAGGUGAUGACACUGAAGGUGAUGACUCUGAAGGUAAUGACUCUGAAGGUGAUGACUCUGAAGGUGAUGACUCUGAAGGUGAUGACUCUGAAGGUGAUGACUCUGAAGGUGAUGACUCUGAAGGUAAUGACUCUGAAGGUGAUGACUCUGAAGGUAAUGAAUCUGAAGGUGGUGACUCUAAAGGUAAUGACUCUGAAGGUGAUGACUCUGAAGGUGAUGACUCUGAAGGUGAUGACUCUGAAGGUGAUGACUCUGAAGGUGAUGACUCUGAAGGUGGUGACUCUGAAGGUGGUGACGCUGAAGGCGUGGAUUUUGAUGAGGAUCCAACACAGCCAGUUGGUGAAGUUUGCAAAUUUCUCGGACAGAAUAUAACAAGGCAAGAGGUCUUACAGUUUCCUGACAACUUUAACAUAUCUGAUGUUCUCACAGUCAAAGGCGACUAUGGAACAGCAGAGAGAGGUUAUUUUAUGUAUCUAUAUGACAACGAAGAUUCAGCAGAAACGUGGAAUUUUUACUUUAAGAAUACUGGAACUUUGAACACUUGGGGUACCUACACCAGUCAGUCGAUACCUCUAUUCGAUGAAGGGACGAAAACCAUAAUGAAAAUCCAGGUAUUUCACAACAUAUCAUCCGGUACUCUGAAUAUAAUUACCCCUAAAUUCAAGGAAGUGAUCAGCAAAUCAGCAUAUAAUACUCAAAUGCUACGUUUCAAUACUGCAAGAAUGGAGGUGUCAAGAGGUCGGGUGUCUUAUGAGUAUAUCUCAAUCUGCAGACCGAAAGAACCUCAAAUAAAGCUAACUACACCACCUCAACCUUUUAUACUAGGUUCCACAGUCACUCUCCAAUGUACAAUAACAGGGCCUCCCUUCUUAUCUGGAUACUGGUCAAAAGACAAUACAGAUUCAGAGUCAAGCAAUAGUGUGCUGGACGAGACAGAGGCAGAGCAUAAACUGAAAAUAACGCUGGUCCUUUCACGCUUCCGCUUAACGACCCUGGGACUAUACCGAUGCCAUGCAACAAGUUCUAUACUAGCUUCAAACCAAACUGUAGAACAAAGUGUUGAGGUAUCCUAUUCAGUACCACUGAGGAUCACAAAGCCUGCAACCAGGACUUACAACCUUCUCCCAACCUCUUUCAUCUGGAGAGUAGAUGGAUACCCUAAUAGUGGGGUCAGGUUGGAGUGUACCACAGGGACAAUUACUAAGUCCUGGGGUAGAUAUACGAUAAAAGAAACACCCCCUCGUCUGUUUCAAGUUACUAUCGGAGAAGGAUGGGACGAUGAACAGUUUAACUGCACUUUAACGAACGAAGGAGAGAAUCUGGACAUAUUAUACUCGUUCUCAAAGUGUAAAGAUGGAAGUUACAUUAAGGAUGAGGAGUGUUUACCUUGCUUAGAGGGACAGACCAGUAGCAAAGCUAACAACUUUACUUGUGAAGAGGAAAUAGAGGAGGAAGAGGAGGAGGAAGAAGAAGAGGAAGAAGAAGAGGAAGAAGAGAAGGAAGAAGAGAAGGAAGAAGAGAAGGAAGAAGAGAAGGAAGAAGAGAAGGAAGAAGAGAAGGAAGAAGAGGAAGAAGAAGAGGAAGAAGAAGAGGAAGAAGAAGAGGAAGGAGCUGGUGGUGAAUUAGAAGAUAGUAAGGACCCUCCAAAAGUAGGUCUUUCUCUGAUAAUAAUAAUAUGUGGAUGUGGUAUAGCAGCGUUCCUGAUGGCUACUGCAGUUGUAACAGGAAUAUUCAUCAAGAAGAGAAGGAAGAAAAGAAGGAGCAGGAGGAUGACAGCUGAGUCCAACACCAAGAGAAUAAGGAGUCUGACAGUAUCAGCUCCAGUUCUACAUUACCACAUAUCAGGGGAGGUGUCUGAGGUAACCUGCAAGUUGAGAACAGACACCAUGACAGGAGCCACUAAACCACCACCCCCUCAAAUACAGAAACCCAGCAGACCGUACCCUCGCACCGAGCAACUCAGUAAACCAUCUGAUGAGGAACCCGUCUAUGCCACUGUUAACAAACCUAGACAAGCUCCUGCUAGCGAGAACGUGGAGGAUUUGUACUCUAACAAAACUAAGGAGCCCCUUUAUUCUGACGCGGAACCUCUAUACUCUGAACCAGAACCUCUAUACUCUGAACCAUUGCCCCUGUGUGUGGAACCAGAUCACAUAGAAGAUGAAGCUGAGAGUGCGUACGCGGACCUGGAGUUUGUUAAAAAAGGAAGAGCUGCUGAAAAACUCCAGAUUCAUGGUUCACUCAUGAAGAAGGUUGAGAAUAGUGAAGCGACAUACGCUACCAUCACAGAGUUCAAAAAGAUAGAGGGAGAGGAGGAGGAGGACGGAGAGGAGUUUUGGUAACAGUGACAUUGGAGGGACUUGAGUUUAGAUCAUAGUGACAGUUGGGAGAUUUCUUAUGAUUGUGCCAUUAGAACAUGAUCGGUGUGAUUUGGACGGUUUAUGUUGAAUCCAAUUAUAAUUUGGAUCGGUCUUUGUUUUUUUAAUCGAAUAUUAUCUUUUAAAAGUUGAUAUUUCAAUUUUUGUUUAAAUGUAUUUUAAUUUUUUAAUCGUUUUGAGUGUCUAUAAAUCUAAUAAAGGGAACCUGAUGUUAAAUAUUUCACCAACACAUUUUCCUGAUAUUUUGCUAUGAAUUUUAAGAAAAUAUUAA
Messenger RNA from Bolinopsis microptera, 3980 nucleotides. RefSeq lists its product as uncharacterized. Gene Ontology annotation, biological process: cell-cell adhesion. NCBI's taxonomy places the organism in Eukaryota, Metazoa, Ctenophora, Tentaculata, Lobata, Bolinopsidae. Bases 380 to 3673 code for a protein of 1097 amino acids. The transcript has a single exon. The record is from RefSeq and is a predicted model, not a curated record. Gene Ontology annotation, molecular function: cell adhesion molecule binding. Gene Ontology annotation, cellular component: plasma membrane; cell-cell junction.